UAGCUGCGUUCAUUACACAUUUUUUUCAUUUUUCGAUUACGACGUUUCUAUUUUUCCAUCCACGCUGCAUUUUAAAUUUUCGAAUUGACCAAAUAUUAUCAUCUCAUUUCGAUUAAUACCAUGAGUUCAAAUCGUAAUUACCGUAGCAAUGGUGGUGGUGGUGGUGGCGGCGGUGGGGGUUACCGACAACAUAGCUCAAAGGUCACUGUACAAAUGACCCAAGAACGUGCUCAUGUUAACAAUGAUGGCAGCCGUUGUUAUCAACGAGAUACUAUUCAAGCAAGCGCACGCUUGCCCGUAAAUCAGGCUCGCCAAAUUGUAUCAAAUACCGGAAAUAACAAUGGUGGUGGUGGUGGUCGUUACAUUCAAGAUUCGGGUUCACGUCGUUAAUAAGCCAUUUCGGGCUUUUCAAACAUAAAUUGUUACUAUCACUAAUUCUAAAAAAGU
Dermatophagoides pteronyssinus (European house dust mite) is the source of this 447-nucleotide messenger RNA. Its product is annotated as transcription factor BHLH089-like. Lineage: Eukaryota; Metazoa; Arthropoda; Arachnida; Sarcoptiformes; Pyroglyphidae. The record is from RefSeq and is a predicted model, not a curated record.